AUUAAAGACGCGAUCGAAUCUCCCUCUUAAUGGAGGGUGUACCAGCUUGAAUGCGACACCUCCAUCAAAUUCCAAAUCCGUACACGAAACUCCGUGAACGUCUUUUCCGUUAAUUGGCCUUGGAAAAGUUUUAUAUUGUACUGUAAUUGCGACUGUACUAAAAGGGAUUCGUCGUUGUUUGUAAACGAAAAGCGCAGCAUCGCGUUGAUCAUGGACGAAUAUAAUUCCUCGAGUUCCGUCCGGACUCGUAUCAAUUAAUUGGAACACGGUAUCGCAGAUCAGCGAUAUGUGACAAGUUUACAAAAUUUGACAUACAUUUCGUCCGUUGUAAUCUUCAUCGCAUUAUCUGAUUAGGGUUACUCGAACAUGCUAGACAGCGACGUUGACAGUUGGUACGAAUGGAAGCGAGGAGAUGAUUUUAAUGAAACGCACUCGGCGAUGAGUACGAAUGAUAUGCAACUGAUCGGCACUAGAUCAUUAAGUCACUUGCAGUCCGAUGAUUACCGAAAAGAGCCUUCCACGAGCAACGGACUGAUCUGCUACGAUGCAACUUCUACGAGCUCUAGAUUCAACCCGGAAGUCCGUUUCAUCAAUCCGGCGAUAUACGCGGAAACUCUAGACAAACGAAGAGGAUGAGAGCAAGAGGUUGAGAUUAGAGUGAAGGUCAGAUCAAAGGAGGAUGGACGGAUCGGUAAUCACGGUGAUUUUACGCAAAUGACCGAUAUGAUGACCACGUUGUCUGUUAACAAUGACCUGGCCACUUCCUUCGUGGACCAAGCCGGGGACCAAGCUUCAGCCCAAGAAACAUAUCGUUGUUAUUCCUUGAAUUCUCCGACCACAUUCUCGUCCUAUAAAUCCGACGUGAUGCGUUCCAAGUCCGUUACUUCCUGUAGACCCUCUGGCCGUGUUGAGAGACGAUGCAAAAUCGUCGACAUGGCGGCAGAUAAUGAUCAACUCUGUUCUGUCAGGCAAACGGAAGUGCAGAGGGAACGCGAUGAAAGUUACGACGUAUCCUGCAGAUACACGUUGAACGGGCAUCGACUCUUACGAGUGUCCACGGCGUCGUUGUCCGGUAUUAAAAUUUCCGAGAACACUUCGAACGACUGCGAGUUCAUGAAGAAGAUCACUUACAGCGAAUGGAUUCGAAGAAAACAGGAAACGAUUCGACGGAAGAAGGAGGAAGAAGAGAUGGCUGAGAGGAAGAAGCGAAUGGAGUCAGAGAGAUUGGCACGCGAGAAGGAGGAAAGAGAAUUAAGAGAGCGAGAGAAUUUUUUAAAAUGGUCCGAGAGGAAGAAACGAGAAGAAGAGAGGAAGAAGGCUAUGAUUGAAAAAGAAUUGCAAGUGCAGAAACAGUUGAAAGAGAUCGAGGAUAAAGCUGCUGUUGCGAAGAAUAUGAAUCUUAGCCAGUGGGCUCGUAAAAAGAAGGAAGAAGAGAAAGCACGUCGAAGAAAGGAGGAGCUAAAGCAGAAACGAUUAGAGGAAGAGAAGCAGAAGAGAUUAGAAGAGAGCACGAAGGCAUAUGAAAAUUGGCGAAAGAUGGCGAAGAACAAACCUAAACCAGCUACCCAAGGACUUCUACCUCAUCAGAAAGCAAAGCCAGCGUAUGUGAACCCUACACCUUGGCAGCGAAUUGUCGAGGACACCGAGGAUGCUGAUGAAGAUGGAUUGAACAGCAAGAAAACACAAAGUCAGUCGAAGAUUAGCACCAGGAGAAACGCUAUAUAUUAUGAUUAAUUGAGAGAACUUCUCUUAAUCUUGGCAGAAAAAUAGAAUUAUAAAAAGGUUAUGGAUGAAGAGAGAAACCUUUGAAUUAUAUACCCGCAUAUCGCGGUCUAUCUUAACACAGGAUAUGUACAAUUAGAAUCAUAUUACCUUCAUUUCAUAGCAGAUAUUCUUUGAUACAUUUUACAAUCUUAGUAUUAACAUAUCCUCCAAGCUAAU
Messenger RNA from Osmia bicornis bicornis, 1941 nucleotides. RefSeq names its product calponin homology domain-containing protein DDB_G0272472. The record is from RefSeq and is a predicted model, not a curated record. The transcript has 4 exons. Lineage: Eukaryota; Metazoa; Arthropoda; Insecta; Hymenoptera; Megachilidae.